AUGGAACCUAUUUAUUAUUUAUUAUCAGUAUCAUAUUCUAUUAACUUUGUACGUUUGAUUAUUCUUAUUAUGGAAGAACACCAUAUAUUUGUUGAACAAAAAGUUGACGAAAGUAAACGAACAGAGCAUGAAAAAUACCUUCGUUUGGCUAUUAAAUUAGCAGAAGAAAAUGUUCAACGUGGACUUGGUGGGCCUUUCGGUGCGGUAAUUUGUAAAGACGGUCAAAUUGUUGCUCAAGGUGCAAAUGAAGUUGUUCCAAAAAACGAUCCGACAGCACAUGCUGAAAUGGUGACGAUUCGUCUUGCUUGUCAAGAAUUGAAAACACAUAAUCUUGAAGGCUGUGUUAUAUAUAGUUCAUGUGAACCAUGUCCUAUGUGUUUGAGUGCUGUUUAUUGGGCACAUAUUGAUCAUGUUUACUUUUCCCAUUCGAAACAUGAUGCUAAAGAUAUCGGUUUUGAUGAUCAUUUUAUCUAUGAAGAAUUAGCACGUGAACUACAUGAACGGCGUGUUGGCAUUACUCAAUUACUUAAAGAUGAAUCAAGAGCAUUUGCAAUGUGGACAGAAUCCGAUAAUAAAGCUCAUUAUUAA
Molecule: messenger RNA, 588 nt
Organism: Rotaria sp. Silwood1
Lineage: Eukaryota; Metazoa; Rotifera; Eurotatoria; Philodinida; Philodinidae
Source: the annotation of a GenBank genome assembly